Messenger RNA from Glycine soja, 1015 nucleotides. RefSeq names its product lectin DB58-like. Gene Ontology annotation, molecular function: carbohydrate binding. The transcript has a single exon. NCBI's taxonomy places the organism in Eukaryota, Viridiplantae, Streptophyta, Magnoliopsida, Fabales, Fabaceae. Bases 38 to 886 code for a protein of 282 amino acids. The record is from RefSeq and is a predicted model, not a curated record.
CCUAUGCAUUAUAUUUGAGUUCAAACAAAUCAAAGCCAUGGCCACCUCCAACUUCUCUAUUGUUCUCUCCGUCUCCCUAGCCUUCUUUUUGGUGCUACUUACCAAGGCACACUCGACCGAUACCGUUUCUUUCACCUUCAACAAGUUCAACCCAGUCCAACCAAACAUUAUGCUCCAAAAAGAUGCUAGUAUUUCAUCCUCUGGGGUGUUACAACUCACCAAAGUUGGCAGCAACGGCGUGCCCACCUCGGGAUCUCUCGGUCGUGCCCUUUACGCUGCCCCAAUCCAGAUUUGGGACAGCGAAACCGGCAAGGUAGCCAGCUGGGCUACAUCCUUUAAAUUCAACAUUUUCGCACCCAACAAAUCAAACUCAGCUGACGGGCUUGCCUUCUUCUUGGCACCCGUCGGGUCUCAGCCCCAAUCCGACGAUGGAUUUCUUGGUCUUUUCAACAGUCCCUUAAAGGACAAGUCUCUCCAAACCGUGGCGAUUGAGUUCGAUACUUUCUCGAACAAAAAAUGGGAUCCUGCAAACCGACACAUCGGCAUUGACGUGAACUCGAUCAAGUCCGUCAAAACGGCAUCGUGGGGGUUGUCCAAUGGACAAGUGGCGGAGAUUCUCGUUACCUAUAAUGCCGCCACGAGCCUCUUGGUUGCUUCUCUGAUCCACCCUUCAAAGAAAACAAGUUACAUCCUCUCUGACACAGUGAACUUGAAGAGUAAUCUUCCCGAAUGGGUGAGCGUUGGGUUCUCUGCCACCACCGGGUUGCAUGAAGGCUCCGUUGAAACCCAUGAUGUGAUUUCUUGGUCUUUUGCUUCCAAGUUGUCAGAUGGUAGCAGCAAUGAUGCUUUGGAUCUUCCAAGCUUUGUGCUCAAUGAGGCCAUCUAACUUCAAACAUCGUAGUUAAAUGUGACAAAAGAAAAAUGUAAUAACGCCCUAGCUUGCUAGAGGCUGGUGCUACUAAUAAUGUUUGUCACAAAAAUUAUAUAAUAAUAGGUGUUUUACUCCGUCUAGACA